Molecule: messenger RNA, 1203 nt
Organism: Mesitornis unicolor (brown roatelo)
Lineage: Eukaryota; Metazoa; Chordata; Aves; Mesitornithiformes; Mesitornithidae
Gene: DCP2
Product: decapping mRNA 2
Exons: 10
Coding region: 100-1203 (367 amino acids)
Biological process (GO): deadenylation-dependent decapping of nuclear-transcribed mRNA; nuclear-transcribed mRNA catabolic process, nonsense-mediated decay
Cellular component (GO): cytoplasm; P-body
Molecular function (GO): 5'-(N(7)-methylguanosine 5'-triphospho)-[mRNA] hydrolase activity; RNA binding; manganese ion binding
Source: RefSeq, a predicted model, not a curated record
AGCCGAUUUAUUUUGCACAUUCCAAGUGAAGAGAGAGAUAAUGCAAUCAGAGUGUGUUUUCAGAUUGAACUUGCCCAUUGGUUUUACUUGGAUUUCUACAUGCAAAACACACCAGGAUUACCUCAGUGUGGGAUAAGAGAUUUUGCUAAAGCUGUUUUCAGUCACUGCCCUUUUUUACUGCCUCAAGGUGAAGACGUACAAAAGGUUUUAGAUGAGUGGAAAGAAUACAAAAUGGGAGUGCCAACCUAUGGUGCAAUUAUUCUUGAUGAGACACUUGCAAAUGUUCUUUUGGUUCAGGGCUAUUUAGCCAAGUCUGGUUGGGGAUUUCCAAAAGGGAAAGUAAAUAAAGAAGAGGCUCCUCAUGAUUGUGCUGCUAGAGAGGUGUUUGAAGAAACUGGGUUUGACAUAAAAGAUUAUAUCUGCAAAGAAGAAUACAUUGAGCUGCGAAUUAAUGAUCAAUUAGCACGACUGUACAUCAUUCCAGGAGUUCCUAAGAACACAAAAUUCAACCCCAAAACUAGAAGGGAAAUUCGGAAUAUUGAGUGGUUUUCCAUUGACAAACUGCCAUGCCACAGAAAUGACAUGACCCCAAAGUCUAAGCUGGGUUUGGCACCUAACAAAUUUUUUAUGGCAAUUCCCUUCAUCAGGCCAUUGAGGGAAUGGAUUUCCCGAAGAAAUGGAGAUUCCACAGAUAGUGACAAUGGAUUUUCAUCUACGGGGAGCACACCCUCUAAGCCCAACUUGGAAAAAGCUAGAUCCAAACUUCGCUGUAGUCAGCAGGUGUUUACAGAUGGUGUUUCAGGAGAGCAAUGUGUGAAGCCAAAACAGCCACAGAAGCCAUAUAAUCAUUCUGAGAUGUCCGAAGCUCUGAAAAUAAAGAGUCAGAGCUUGAAGAGUAAUGGCAGAAAGCAGUAUCAAGAGACUUCCAGCCAAAAGAAGCGAACAAAUGGAGUUUACAGUCAACCAGUCAAGCAAAACCAUACCUCGAAAUGUGAAAAAAAGCUUAAUCCAAGAAGACUUCAAGAUAACUUUGAAACAGAUGCAGCGUAUGAGAUGUGUUGCUCCAGUGAAGACCCACUGCCAGAACAUGUAGAGGGACUUUCUGUGGCAUGCAAUGGCCAUUACAAACUUGCUUUCUCAUCAAGAGCUUUCUUGAGUUUCAAGUUUGACCAUGAUGCCAUCAUGAAAAGUUUUGACCUCUGA